AUGAUCAGUGUAACUUGGAACAUCUUCCUAAUUUGGACUAAGAUAGGGCUGUUGCUUAAAAUGGCACCUCAUUCUGUCAGUGCCAAAUCAUGCCCAUCGGUGUGUCGCUGUGAUGCAGGUUUCAUUUAUUGUAAUGAUCGUGAAUUGACAUCAAUUCCUACAGGAAUUCCACAGGAUGCUACCACCCUCUACCUUCAGAACAAUCAAAUAAAUAAUGCUGGGAUUCCUUCAGACCUGAAAAACUUGCUUAAGGUAGAGAGAAUAUACUUGUAUCACAACAGUUUAGAUGAAUUCCCUACCAAUCUCCCUAAGUAUGUUAAAGAACUGCAUUUGCAGGAAAAUAAUAUAAGAACCAUUGCUUAUGAUUCACUUUCACAAAUUCCUUAUCUGGAAGAAUUGCAUUUGGAUGAUAAUUCAGUUUCUGCUGUUAGUAUUGAAGAUGGAGCUUUCCAGGACAACAUCUAUCUCAGACUACUUUUUCUCUCUCGAAAUCACCUUAGCACCAUUCCCUGGGGUUUGCCUAAAACGAUAGAAGAGCUACGCUUGGAUGAUAAUCGUAUUUCCACAAUUUCAGAGGUGUCCCUUCAAGAUCUUACAAAUCUAAAACGUCUGGUUUUAGAUGGAAAUCUUUUAAACAAUCACGGAUUAGGAGACAAAGUCUUCAUAAAUCUAGUCAAUCUAACAGAACUGUCAUUGAUCCGCAAUUCCCUUACAGCUGCUCCCAUAAAUUUGCCAGGCACAAACCUAAGAAAGCUUUAUCUUCAAGAAAAUCAUAUAAAUCGUGUACCACCUAAUGCUUUCUCUGACCUAAGGCAGUUGUAUCGACUAGAUAUGUCCAAUAACAAUCUAAGCAAUUUACCUCAGAGUAUCUUUGAUGACCUGGACAACAUAACUCAAUUGUUUCUUCGUAACAACCCAUGGUACUGUGGAUGCAAAAUGAAAUGGGUCCGUGACUGGCUUCAAUCAUUGCCUUUAAAGGUUAAUGUACGUGGACUGAUGUGUCAAGCACCAGAGAAAGUGCGUGGAAUGGCUAUCAAGGACCUCAGCACAGAGCUAUUUGACUGUAAGGAUGAUAAUACUGUAAGCACCAUCCAAAUUACUACUGCAAUACCAAACACAUUAUACCCUGCCCAAGGGCACUGGCCAGUUUCUGUGACCAAACAGUCAGACAUAAAGACUCCCAAUCUAAAUAGAAACUACAGAACCACAGCAAGUCCAGUACGGAAAAUCAUUACAAUCAUUGUGAAAUCUGUAAGCACCGAGAGCAUUCAUAUUUCUUGGAAAGUUGCACUACCAAUGACUGCUUUAAGACUGAGCUGGCUAAAAAUGGGUCACAGCCCUGCCUUUGGAUCUAUAACUGAAACAAUAGUUACAGGAGAUAGGAGUGACUACCUACUUACAGCCCUUGAGCCAGAGUCACCAUACCGUGUAUGUAUGGUUCCCAUGGAAACCAGCAACAUCUAUCUGUCUGAUGAAACCCCUGUUUGUAUAGAGACUGAAACAGCACCUCUUAAGAUGUACAAUCCUACAACAACCCUAAACCGAGAGCAAGAGAAAGAACCUUACAAAAAUUCUAAUUUACCUUUGGCUGCCAUCAUAGGUGGUGUGGUGGCACUAGUAGCUAUAGCACUGCUUGCGUUAGUGUGCUGGUAUGUCCACAGAAAUGGAUCCUUGUUUUCAAGGAACUGUGCAUACAGCAAAGGACGGAGGAGAAAAGAUGAUUAUGCUGAAGCUGGAACUAAGAAGGACAACUCCAUCCUAGAAAUCAGGGAGACUUCUUUUCAGAUGAUACCAAUAAAUAAUGACCAAGUGUCCAAGGAGGAGUUUGUAAUACAUACCAUAUUCCCACCUAAUGGAAUCAAUCUGUAUAAAAACAACCACAGUGAAAGCAGCAGUAACAGAAGCUACAGAGACAGUGGUAUACCAGAUUCAGAUCAUUCACAUUCAUGA
Molecule: messenger RNA, 1950 nt
Organism: Emys orbicularis (European pond turtle)
Lineage: Eukaryota; Metazoa; Chordata; Testudines; Emydidae
Gene: FLRT3
Product: fibronectin leucine rich transmembrane protein 3
Exons: 1
Coding region: 1-1950 (649 amino acids)
Molecular function (GO): protein binding
Source: RefSeq, a predicted model, not a curated record